AUGCCCACCAACGGCCUCCACCAGGUGCUGAAGAUCCAGUUCGGCCUCGUCAACGACACUGACCGCUACCUGACGGCCGAGAGCUUCGGCUUCAAGGUCAACGCCUCGGCGCCCAGCCUCAAGCGGAAGCAGAUCUGGGUGCUGGAGCCGGACCCCGGGCAGGGCCCCGCCGUGCUGUUCCGCAGCAGCCACCUGGGCCGCUACCUGUCGGCCGAGGAGGACGGGCGCGUGGCCUGCGAGGCGGAGCGGCCGGGCCGCGACUGCCGCUUCCUGGUCCUGCCGCAGCCCGACGGGCGCUGGGCGCUGCAGUCGGAGCCGCACGGCCGCUUCUUCGGCGGCACCGAGGACCGGCUGUCCUGCUUCGCCACCGCCGUCUCCCCGGCCGAGCUGUGGACCGUGCACCUGGCCAUCCACCCGCAGGCGCACCUGCUGAGCGUGAGCCGGCGGCGCUACGUGCACCUGUGCCCGCAGGAGGACGAGAUGGCCGCCGACAGCAACACGCCGUGGGGCGUGGACGCGCUCGUCACCCUGAUCUUCCAGAACCGGCGCUACUGCCUCAAGUCCUGCGACAGCCGCUACCUGCGCAGCGACGGCCGCCUGGUCUGGGAGCCCGAGGCCCGCGCCCGCUACACGCUGGAGUUCAAGGCGGGCAAGCUGGCCUUCAAGGACUGCGACGGCCGCUACCUGGCGCCCGUGGGGCCCACGGGCAUGCUCAGGGCCGGGCGCAACACGCGGCCGGGCAAGGACGAGCUGUUCGACCUGGAGGAGAGUCACCCGCAGGUGGUGCUGGUGGCCGCCAACCGCCGCUACGUGUCCGUGCGGCAAGGGGUCAACGUCUCAGCCAACCAAGACGAAGAGCUGGAUCACGAGACCUUCCUAAUGCAAAUUGACCGGGAGACAAAGAAGUGCACCUUCUAUGCCAGCACCGGGGGCUACUGGGCCCUGGUCACCCAUGGGGGCAUCCAGGCCACAGCCACACAAGUCUCAGCCAGCACCAUGUUUGAGGUGGAGUGGCGUGGCCGGCGGGUGGCCCUCAAGGCCCACAAUGGGCGCUACGUGUGCAUGAAGAAGAACGGACAGCUGGCGGCCACCAGCGACUUCGUGGGUGAGCGCUCCCCGCCUGCUGGGCCCUCUUCUGCUGGGGGAGCCCUUGGCCGGAGCGGCCAGGCGCGGACAGGACGGCUCCCCGCAGGCCAGGACGAGGAGUUCGUCCUCAAGCUCAUCAACCGGCCCCUCCUGGUGCUGCGCGGCCUGGACGGCUUCGUGUGCCACCGGCGCGGCUCCAGCCAGCUGGACACCAACCGCUCCGUCUACGACGUCUUCCACCUGAGCUUCAGCGACGGCGCCUACCACAUCCGAGGCCGCGGCGGCGGGUUCUGGCACACGGGCAGCCACGGCAGCGUGUGCAGCGACGGCGAGCGGCCCGAGGACUUCCUCUUCGAGUUCCGCGAGCGCGGCCGCCUGGCCAUCCGCGCCCGGAGCGGCAAGUACCUGCGCGGCGGCGCCUCGGGGCUGCUGCGCGCGGACGCGGACGCGCCUGCGGGGUUCGCACUCUGGGAGUACUGA
Messenger RNA from Eptesicus fuscus (big brown bat), 1566 nucleotides. RefSeq names its product fascin actin-bundling protein 2, retinal (gene FSCN2). The coding region runs from base 1 to 1566 and encodes 521 amino acids. Gene Ontology annotation, cellular component: cytoplasm; actin cytoskeleton. The record is from RefSeq and is a predicted model, not a curated record. Gene Ontology annotation, molecular function: actin filament binding; protein-macromolecule adaptor activity. NCBI's taxonomy places the organism in Eukaryota, Metazoa, Chordata, Mammalia, Chiroptera, Vespertilionidae. Gene Ontology annotation, biological process: establishment or maintenance of cell polarity; cell migration; actin filament bundle assembly. The transcript has 5 exons.